This is a messenger RNA of Condylura cristata (star-nosed mole), 1701 nucleotides long. RefSeq names its product butyrophilin subfamily 1 member A1-like. NCBI's taxonomy places the organism in Eukaryota, Metazoa, Chordata, Mammalia, Eulipotyphla, Talpidae. Gene Ontology annotation, molecular function: signaling receptor binding. The transcript is spliced from 7 exons. The record is from RefSeq and is a predicted model, not a curated record. The coding region runs from base 1 to 1701 and encodes 566 amino acids. Gene Ontology annotation, cellular component: external side of plasma membrane. Gene Ontology annotation, biological process: regulation of cytokine production; T cell receptor signaling pathway.
AUGCCCACGGGUCAGAGGCAUCUCACCGGUCACCUGUCCACUGACCUUGGCCCUCCAGAACGCGGCGUGCAUUCCCCUCCUCUCCUCCCCCCUCUCUCAUCUUUCUUGUCCCGUGUCUGUGUCGCAGAGGAAUUCCAGGUGAUCGGCCCCACGGACCCCAUCGUGGCAGUGCUGGGCAAAGACAUCAUGCUGCCCUGUCGUGUGUCGCCCGCCAUGAACGUGAGGAACAUGGAGAUGAGGUGGUUCCGUUCCAAGUUCUCAGAAGCCGCGUUCAGCUACAAAAACCAGCAUGAGAACCGUGAGGAGCAGCUGGCCCAGUAUGCGGGUCGGACCUCCCUGGUCGAGGACUUACUGGUCAGGGGCCAGGCGGCCUUGCGCAUCCACGGGGUCCGUGUCCCAGACAAUGGCCAGUACACCUGCUUCUUCAGGAAGGACAGCUUCUACGAAGAGGCUGGUUUGGAGCUGAAGGUGGCAGGUAUGGGCUCUGCCCCCCAAGUGCACAUCACAGGGCCAGAGGGGGACGGGGUGCGCGUGGUGUGCAUGGCUUUGGGCUGGUUCCCGGAGCCCCAGGUGCAGUGGAGAGACCCACGUGGGGAGAAGAUCCAUGAGUUCUCUGAGGCCUAUACUAAGGACUCUGAGGGGCUGUUCAGCGUGGAGGCCGCCCUAGUGGUGAGAGACAGCGCUGUGGGGAGCGUGACCUGCUCCAUCCUCAACCCAACCCUGGGCCAGGAGAAGGAAAUGACCAUGGUCAUCCCAGAGCCCUUCUUCCCCCGGGUCUCCCCCUGGAAGCCAGCUUUCCUGGUCAUCCUGCCCUUGCUGCUGCUCCUGCUCCUGGGGGCUGCCUGCUGCACAUGGAGAGAACAUUCCGUACGGAUGCGGGAGCUGCGGGAACAGGGGACACUGUGCCAGGCUAAGGAGGAGGACAGACAGGCCAAGGAGGAGGCUCUGAAGGACACAGCUGAGCUCCAGGCAAUGCUAGCCUGGAGGAAGGCCCAGCUGUAUGCAGAUUGGCGGAAAGAGAAGUUCCAGCCCUGGUCUGUCACUCUUGAUCCACAUUCUGCUCAUUCCAGUAUUGCCCUCUCUUCUGAUAAGAAGACGCUGAACUUGAAGGACUCUUCUGAGGAUGUAGGAGACACAUGCAGCAUCCUGGGCCUCCAGGGCAUCACAUCAGGGUGUUGUUACUGGGAGGUGGAGGUCAAGGGUGGAGAUAAAAGUGUGUGGGCUGUGGGGGUCUGUAGGAGUAAUGUGAACAGGGAAGGCUGGUACAAAGAAACACCAGAAAAGGGGUUUUGGAAUUUGGGACAUUUUGAAUCAGGAUUUUGUGCCUGUACAAGUAAUAGCACUAAGCUAUCUCUUAGGGAAAACCCCCACAAAGUGGGAGUUUUCCUGGACUAUGAUCAUGGGGAUGUCUCCUUUUAUAACAUGACUGAGGGUUCCCACAUUUUUUCCUUCACUGCAGCCUCCUUCUCUGGGACCCUCUUUCCAUAUUUCAUGUGUAUCUCUGGAGACGUGUCCCUGACCCUCUGCCCCCUGGAGGCUGAGAUCCAGAAGCCCUCUGUGCCCAUGAACAAUCCUUUCAUUUUGGGGGAGACUGUGGGUCCUUUAGGAGAAGGGGUCCCCUCAGGCUCCAGUGAGGUUGGGGCUCACCCAGGGCUUUAUGUCCCCCUCCUCUCCUGUAACUCUGAGGCCAUGUAUGCCUAG